AUGAAGCAUUUAUUAUUAUUAUUUGCAUACAUUUCCUUCGCUUCAGCAGUAGGAACAAAUUGUAGCACCCUUAUUACCCACUGCGCAACAGAAGAAGAAUGCAAAGCGACGCAUUGUUCCGAACCCACCACAGUCUGUCCUAAGGGUCAGGUUUUAAAGGAACUGCCUUGUAAAUGUUGUCCAGAAUGUGUUCCAGAUAAUUGUGAUACUAACUGCGAUGCUGUAAAAUGUGCAAAGCCUACAUGCCCACCUGGUCAAAUCCUGACGCCUGUACGCUGUCAGUGUUGUCAAGAAUGUGCGCCAGCCUACGAACCCAAUUGCAACCUGGUGAAAUGUCCCAAAUUGAGAUGUGUUCGUGGAAGGGUCGAAAUUAGAAUUCCUUGUCGGUGUUGUCCAGUUUGUCGGCCAUGGCUUCCAUAG
Molecule: messenger RNA, 420 nt
Organism: Diabrotica virgifera virgifera (western corn rootworm)
Lineage: Eukaryota; Metazoa; Arthropoda; Insecta; Coleoptera; Chrysomelidae
Exons: 1
Coding region: 1-420 (139 amino acids)
Source: RefSeq, a predicted model, not a curated record